This is a messenger RNA of Emiliania huxleyi CCMP1516, 1226 nucleotides long. RefSeq lists its product as hypothetical. The transcript is spliced from 2 exons. NCBI's taxonomy places the organism in Eukaryota, Haptophyta, Isochrysidales, Noelaerhabdaceae. The coding region runs from base 35 to 583 and encodes 182 amino acids. The record is from RefSeq and is a predicted model, not a curated record.
GCGCGGCACAGGCCUGGGGCACAUCGUCCUCGGCAUGACAAACUUUCUCGAGCUCGCACUCGCCUCAGACAGGGCAGUGCGCUUCGCCUUCUGCGCGCCGCGCCGGCUGAAUGAGCACUUUGCGCCGCCACCACCCAUGUGCGACGGCGUGCACUUUGACCUCCUCCGCCACAUCACUUUCGAGGGUCUGCCUUCCCUCCGGGCGACGCGCCGGGCGUGGAACGCGGUGCAGCGCAUGCCAGCUAAGCGAGCGUACGUCCACACGGGCGAGUGGCAUGACCCGCAGCGGCGGCUGGCCGUCUACCGGAAGCCGACGUGCAAGGGCGUGAUUGCCGCGCUCCGCAGCAACUUCAGCACCGUCCUGAUCCACCUCGCGCCCAACAAGCAUGUCCUGGAUUGCCUCCGCAGCCGAGCCGGCGUCAAGAAGAUCUGCCCGAAGACCGCGCCGCCGUCGUGCGCCGACAUGAAGGACGACAGCUCGCCUUGCCUCCGCCUCAUUCGGCCGCAUCCCAGGCCAGACGUAGCCGAGAGAGAUACCACCCGAACAUCGCGCCUACGUUCGCCCCUUGCCCUCUCGCCGUAGGCUCCUGGUGCGACACGAGAUCCCACCCUGCGACGAAGGGCUGCACCUCCGUUCUUUGUCGAUCGACGCCGCGCACUGCUCAAUCGAAAACACCUGCAACAGCGGCAGCAGCACGAACCGCGACGUGCCGCCGAAGGACCUCGAGCUCUGCAACGCGCCCCCGGGCUCUAAGCGCGUCCCGAUGCCACAGUCGAUCUCACGCUGCUCAUCCGGCCGGCGCUUUGCCACCUCCGACUCGCCGGCGCUGUACACGCAGCUCACGCGCCCGCGUGGCUUCGUCGACCUCAACGAGACGGCGGCGGCGUCAAAGUACGGAAGCCAGGACUACACUGACAGCGGCUUGAUGGAGAAGACCGUCCUCGCCUGGCUCACCCUCACGAGAUGCCGCCGCGCCAUCGUAUCGCCCGUACCGUCUGCCUUUAGCAGAUCGGCGGCGAUCGUCGCGCAGGUGCCGCUUCUCUUUUGCUGCGGCGAGCCCGGAGGAAGCCGAGCAGGAAGUUACUUCGCCUUGCGCGCCUCGACGCCGCUAACCCUGGACGCGCUCGGUAAUUAAACUGAUAAACAACGUGAGCGGUCCUCACCGGUGUCACCAGAAGUAGAGGGUGCGCAGCGUCCUAAUCUAAAAUCUGAGGAUUUGGGAUUC